Molecule: messenger RNA, 585 nt
Organism: Lycium ferocissimum
Lineage: Eukaryota; Viridiplantae; Streptophyta; Magnoliopsida; Solanales; Solanaceae
Product: auxin-responsive protein SAUR22-like
Exons: 2
Coding region: 157-447 (96 amino acids)
Biological process (GO): response to auxin
Source: RefSeq, a predicted model, not a curated record
ACAGCUGACAUGGGGUGGCAAUACAUUUGCAAAACAGCUAUAUAAAUUUAAACUCUCCAGUGCAAAAUUCAUAACAAGUUCCAGAUCAAUAACCAAUCUUUAUAUCAACUAAGAUCCCUCCAAACAUUACGACUUACAUAUCAAGAAAUUAAAAUCAUGGGAUUUCGUUUGUUACCGAUGAUUUCCAGUGCCAAGCAAAUCUACAAACUGCAGUCUGCUCUUACAAGAAAUCAUUCAGAUGUUCCAAAAGGACAUUUUGCAGUUUAUGUUGGAGAAAUAGAGAAGAAACGUUAUGUGGUGCCCAUAACAUACCUGAAUCAUCCUUCUUUUCAGAACUUGUUAAGGAAAGCAGAAGAAGAGUUUGGAUUUCAUCAUCCAAUGGGUGGUCUAACAAUACCUUGCAAUGAGGAUGACUUUUUCUUUGUGACUUCUCGAUUGAGUUUAUGAAAUGAAGAACCGUGAAAUAGCAUUCUAGACAUCAGAUUUUGAGCUUAGGAUUUUCAGUGUUAGGUUCUCAUCUUGCUAGGCAAGAGUUGUAAACUUAUGUACAAAGUUUUCAAGAAAAGUAUACAAAUGAAAUCUAUA